AUGUCAACCCUAAGUCGUCGAUCUUGGUCUGGGAGUGGAACCUGCCAUACCAUUACCCCACUGGCAGCCAGCGUUUACUCGUUUAAUUUCUGGCCACCAUUACCAUUUUUCUCUGACAACCGUCACGGUGGUCCAAAGCAUCCUCUGGAAGCCUCUGAUGCUGUACGGUGUCAUGAUACAGAUUCAAGAACAAAGGCAUUAUUAUUGAGGUCCUUGAUGAUAAGCGUACAAGGUACUAGUCAUCCUAAAACUUUGCGGGAAACAAUCCAGAGAAACCCGAUUCUCAUCAGACGGAUUUAA
Molecule: messenger RNA, 300 nt
Organism: Marasmius oreades (fairy-ring Marasmius)
Lineage: Eukaryota; Fungi; Basidiomycota; Agaricomycetes; Agaricales; Marasmiaceae
Exons: 4
Coding region: 1-300 (99 amino acids)
Source: RefSeq, a predicted model, not a curated record